Molecule: messenger RNA, 1940 nt
Organism: Wyeomyia smithii (pitcher-plant mosquito)
Lineage: Eukaryota; Metazoa; Arthropoda; Insecta; Diptera; Culicidae
Product: ras GTPase-activating protein raskol-like
Exons: 2
Coding region: 255-1925 (556 amino acids)
Source: RefSeq, a predicted model, not a curated record
CCCAGAAAACAGAAGGCCAGAAUGUAACGAUCACCAGAAAACUAUUUCCCAGAAAAUACCGUUUUCCAGAAAACUGUAAUCCUGAAACGAAGAAAUAUCCAAAUCAGGAGAAUCAGAACACAAUAACCGUACCGGUUAAACCAACUGCCGAAAGAGGAAUUAUUCGUGGUGUUUUGACUCCAACCUCGCUAGAGAAGAACAUCUUUCGUUAUAAUGAUCCGACAGUACGACCUUUGCUGAGUCAGAACCAAAGCAUGAACUCACUGCAACACUCACACUCCACUUCAAGUAUUAAUUCUGCAACCAAUUUGCACGUCGUCAAUGCAAACAUUCAACAUCACAAUGUUUCUAGUACAAAUUCCAACGAGAACAAGUAUCAGUAUCCAAUUGGCAGUAUUCGGACCUACGGUACAGUUUCGCAGUACUAUUCAAACAACUCGAGUAACAUCGGCAGCCUAAAAAAUGAGAAAGAGAAAAGCCCUGUUUUAAACUGCGGCAUUCGAGCGAGUACACUGCCCAGAAACAACGGCGUCACCGUUAGUAAUGGUAGCAUUAGCAAUGAAGCGGACGAGCAUGCCAACGUGAACAACCUAAUUCAGAUUGGUUUCGAUCCAAGUAAUCCCUUUAACCGAAAGAGUCCCACCCCGCUGCUAAAGUCGACAGUACAUAUCAACGGCAGUCGAAGCCGAAACCUGAAUGGCUCCCAGCUAAGUUUACUUUCAGAUCUAGGUAAAAAUCCGCUUAGUCUCGGGAUUCCGCACAGCGAUAUGGUAACGAGUAGCACUCCUACUCCGGCCGCGCCAGCGUCCAAUCCAUCCAAUAUGCCGAUGAGCUUGGAUGAUCUGGAAGAUCUGCUUAACUACGCAGACGAACAGGGAGUUACGGAAAACCAGAAGGGAGGGAAAGAGCAACUGACCGGCAAAGGGAGCAACAUAUCAAUCGGACAAAUAUCUAACAUUUGUAGUUCCGGUUACCAAAGUAUCACGACGCAAUCUCAAAGCUCGAGUCCAGUAGAGCUAGGCCAGCAGCAAAUCGAAUACGUAACGAACAAGGUUCCACCUCCGAGAAAGAUGAGUAACAACAAGUACGGAUACAUUAAUCAGCAACGUUACGCGCCAGCCAGUAAUACGGCCACCGUCUCCAGUUUAACAAGCAUCAACAAUAACAACAAUAGUAAUGAACAAGAUGGUCAAUAUGGUCCUCUGGGAUACAAAACUGCUUUAUAUCACCAAAGUACUAACGUGAUUACGGGAACUGCUCUAAAUGCGUACAACAACAACCUAAUCAUUGGUUCGAAUGCCGGUGCCGGUGGCACAGGCGGAGUUAGCAGUGUGUAUAAGAAUCAUCUCAGCACGAUUGGAAGCGGAGGUAAUUUGCACACCUCCAGCAGUGAUGAAAGGUUGAGCAACAAUGACAAUUACCGGGAUAUGGACUCGUUAAAUGCAGGCAAUGGAAAUACGUUUGAAGGCUUUGGUGGGUUGCACGGACGACGACUUGGGAGCAGUCGGAUGCCGCGAACUAACCCUUUAAUGCAGUAUAAACGCGAGGAACCUUUGGAAAUGCAACCGGUUAGCAGCUACACUAGCGCUAACAAUAGUCGGGAUCAUCACAAUCACUAUCACAGUACCAGUGGUGGAGGAACAAACAAUCGUUACCAGCGUAGAAUGAGCAUUGAUUCGGGUCGUACACUUUCUGACAGCUCAACCGACACGGAAAGCGGUUCCAAACAGCUUCCAUCAUCUGUUGCUUUCAACGGUCACGUUGGAAUCGUCGGAGGUCUCGGCAGUCAUCUGGACAAUAAACGCCGCCAUCAUCGUACCAGCAAUGGUAAUGGUUCAGCUUUAGUAACUCUCCCAAGUGGGAUUUUUAUUCUGAAGGUUAGAGUGAUCCCUCCGCUAUCAACUUUUGCAAAUAACGUGUCAUAAAAGGUGUUUGAUAAG